Molecule: messenger RNA, 960 nt
Organism: Gastrolobium bilobum
Lineage: Eukaryota; Viridiplantae; Streptophyta; Magnoliopsida; Fabales; Fabaceae
Product: protein BOLA4, chloroplastic/mitochondrial
Exons: 3
Coding region: 106-657 (183 amino acids)
Source: RefSeq, a predicted model, not a curated record
GCGGGUUAUAUCCUGUUGUGGGAAUUGGGAAGGUAAGCAUAAACCGUCUAAAACCCAAAAAGGUGAAAAUCGAGGAAGCAGCAACAUCAACAACAUAGAUAUCAAAUGCGCUUCUCACUCUCACUCUCAGCCAACACUAUGCGUCCUCAUCUAUUCUCUCUCUCACCCAACCCUAUCUUACUGCGCCAACCUCUUCCCCUUUUGGUUCACCGUUACAAAUCCAUUCUCUCUCGAACUGCUCCUAACCCUAUAUUGCUUCUCAGAUCGACGUCUUAUUCACAUACUCUCGUAGGCAAUAUGGGUCUUCGUAGAAUUGACAGUUUAUUCACCAUGAGUUCUGUUCGCAAGUUUAGUACACGCGCCACACAUGUCAACGACGCUGGCUCUAUUGACUUGCCUCUCAUACAGUCCAUGGAGAAAAAGAUAAAGGAACAACUGAAUGCAGAAUCGGUCACCGUAAAAGAUGCUUAUAGUGAUGGUCGGCAUGUGAGCAUUGACGUUGUAUCUGAUGCUUUUGAGGGACAAUCAGCCGUAAAUAGGCAGAGGAUGGUUUAUAAAGCCAUAUGGGAAGAGCUUCAGAGUACAGUUCAUGCAGUUGAUCAGAUGACUACCAGCACUCCUGUUGAAGCAGCCGCACGAAAUGACAAAAGAUCAUGAGAACACAUGUUCACUGCUUAUGUACGAGAGUGACUAGGAGUACUAGUGCUCUUAUAUGUUUGUAUUGCUGUUGUCUUGGAAUGAAUUCCUAAUCUUAAAGUACCAUUACGGUAGGAUUCACAUUCAACUGGACACCAGUUUUCAAUUUGACAAACUGAGAGAUUCUAAAUUCAUUUCACAUUGUAUGAUUAAAUAUUUUACCAUGUAUGUAUCAUCCAAUGGUUAAUAUUUGCGUCUCUCACCUCUUACGUCAUUAUAUAGUAAAACUCAUUUCAUGGCAUUUUCAUUGUAAUGACAAGAAAA